GCGAAAAGAAAUUGUAAACAAACCUAACAAAGAUAGGAAAUGAAAAAAAGGAAGAACACUAGAAAGUGUGCUACAAAUGUUUCCAAAAAGUCCAAGUUGAAGGAAGAAGACAUAGAACAAAAUAACUCGGAGUUUUCAUCUCAAGAACAUUCGGAUGAAAACAAGGUCUUGUCACCUUCAAAACAAAUUGAUACUCCUGAAAAUGAAACUAAAAGUUCUCCUAAAGAAAUAGAGGUUUCCACUGCACAAGUAGCAGAAAGCACGAUCAACAACAUAGUUGACAAAGCAGAAAGUUUAAUCAACGAUGACAAAGAAAAGGAGAUAACUGGUGUCAUAUGUUCCACAGAUCAACAUAAUUCACCAAUCAAAAUUGAAGUCGGAAAAAACGAGCAAUCUAGCGGAGAAACACGCGAGGAAGAAGUAAAGGAAAGGCUUGAAAUAACACAGAAAAGAGAAGAAAAGAACAAUGAUUUAGUGAAUAUCCGAUUGACAGAUUUGGAUGCGUCGGAUUCACAACUGUGUAGCUUUGAAGAGAAUCAAUAUCAGAAAAGUUCACUUGAAUGUGAUAAAGAUAACUUUGGCAUACCAUCUGGAGGUGCAGCAAUACGUGAAGUCAUAAACGACUUGUAUGCAAUGAAUCGUCUCAUUCUUGGUGCUAAAAAGGAUCUUGCAGCGAUGAAAUUAAAAUUGAAUAUGAAGAAUAAAAGAUAACAUACAUGGUAACGCUUUCAAUGGCGCGUUUUACAUUCUUAAACCAGAAAUUGGCGCAGUCAUCAUUACUCUGUCUUUUCUAUAUAAUUAAUAAAAAUAUUUUGCUUCUUUUAACUUUCCUCCUAGUACCUACUAGACCGCGUUUCCUGCUUUACCGCACAGACGUUAAGCUCAAAGAGGCACUGAUAGGUACCAAAUGUGUUAAGCUGAAGUCAACCCCGUUAAGACUAAGCGCGGCGUAAGGGUGUGGUAAAAACCUUUACUAAUGUACAAACUAUUUUGUUUGACUGGCUCUACCCUAAGUAAAUGAUCACUAUAUUUAAUUCGCUGGCUAUUAGAAUUAAAUGGUAUUUAUUUGUUUUUUGAAAGAUCAAGAGAAAAUAUUUUAGUUUUAUAUCUGCAGUUGUAAAAUAUCAUAUUAUUAGUUUGUAAAUUAAAAAGGAGUUUCUUCUGAUUUUUUAAACCCGAAUUCUAUUUCCAUCCUUAUUUUCAAGCAUACGAUGCUAAAUUUUCCAUUUUAAGCUGGCUUUAUUACAGCAAACGCUUCUCAGACUUGUUUCACGCGAAUUCGUUUCAUAAAUAUAAUUUUACGUGCUUUUUUAACAAGCAACAUUGAUUUUUAGGCCAGCUCGUGGUUGUCUAAAAUUUUUAAAACAUACACUGGUUUGUUACU
Molecule: messenger RNA, 1384 nt
Organism: Hydractinia symbiolongicarpus
Lineage: Eukaryota; Metazoa; Cnidaria; Hydrozoa; Anthoathecata; Hydractiniidae
Exons: 4
Coding region: 40-711 (223 amino acids)
Source: RefSeq, a predicted model, not a curated record